Messenger RNA from Lactuca virosa, 927 nucleotides. NCBI's taxonomy places the organism in Eukaryota, Viridiplantae, Streptophyta, Magnoliopsida, Asterales, Asteraceae. The record is from the annotation of a GenBank genome assembly.
AUGAAGGAUUAUGAGCAACUUUCAAAAGAGGUGGUCUCUUAUGCUGGUGGGCUUCCAUUAGCACUUACUGUUCUUGUCUCUUCUCUAUGUGACAAAAAUAUUCAUCACUGGAAGAGUGCAUUAGCCAGAUUGAAAGUGAUCCCAGAUAAUGAGAUUCUGGUAAAGCUAAAAAUCAGCUUUGAUGGACUUACAGAGGUCCAGAAAGACUUGUUCCUUGAUAUUGCAUGUUUUUUUAGGUGGAAGAAGAAAGAUAGGGCAAUGGAGAUACUUGAUGCUUGUGGUUUUCAUCCUGUUAUAGGAGUAGAGGAGUUGAGACAAAAGGCUCUCAUAACUAUCUCGAAUGGAAGGUUUGAUAUGCAUGAUCUGGUGCAAGAAAUGGCACGCUACAUUGUUAGAGGGGAACACCCUAGAAAUCCUGAAAAACAUAGUAGAGUUUGGAAGAAGGAAGAUGUUCCAACAAUAUGUGCCAUGGAUGCAACAACGGAACUUGACAAGAUUGAAGCAAUACAAGUUAAAUACUCUCAAGUACAUGAAGAACCUCCUCCUUCUCUGAUUGUUGCUAACAUGAGGAACCUUCGGUAUAUUCAAUGGGAAGGUGAUCCUAAAAAUCCAUCUGCAAGUCCAUUGGUUAAUAACUCUCCACCAAUUGGGCUUUGUUGUCUAAUACUGAGUAGAGGCUCCGAAGACAAACUUUGGAAUGGGAAUAAGGUGCUGCGAAACCUGAAGAUAAUGGACAAUUUACGACAUAUUCAUUUGGAUAAUAUUGGUGACACACAAGUUAAAAAACCAGGAGAAUUAUGGUUUUUUCGCAGUGACUUAAGAAAAUUGGAUCUCAACCGGUGUGAUUUGGGAGAUGAAGAUGUCAGCUCUGCUGUUUGGGUGUUACUCAACUUGGAAGAACUCAAUCUAUCACACAAUAAGUUUUAA